CUGUGACCCCGCCCCUCAAACGCACUUACGCCAAUCACCGUCGCAUUGGGGCGGAACUUUUUUCAGCUACACUUACCGAUUACAAACAGUGGGGAAAUGGAGAGUCAAUGACAAGCUACAGCGGCCGUCGGAAACACUGAAGGGAGAUUGUAUCACCUAUUAUAACAGCAAAGGUCAAGUGUCGUCAGCCACAGUUGUGUCCUCUGCCGGGGAAAGGUCAUCUUCAGUUUGUAUCUAUGGUCCCUACUAAUGAUGAGCAUAUUCACAGUCCACAUAGGAAGUAAAGUAUAAUAGUCAGUUUGCAUCAUGACCAGGUAGCAGGUAAAAGCGAUGGGGUUUUUCCAAAAGCUUGGCCUCCUGCUCUGGAAGAACAUCACAUACCGCAGGAGGAACAAGAUCCAGCUGAUCAUUGAGCUCCUCUGGCCGCUCUUCCUCUUCGUCAUCCUCAUCGCUGUUCGCCAUUCACACCCGCCCUACAAACAGAGCCAAUGUCAUUUUCCCAACAAAGCUUUGCCUUCGGCAGGCACCUUGCCCUGGAUCCAGGGCAUUAUCUGCAACAUCAACAACCCCUGCUUCCACAGCCCGACCCCGGGGGAGAAAGUGGGACAAGUUGGCAACUUUGACAACUCCAUACUGUCUCGUCUCUUUGUGGAUGCCCAGACCGUUCUGUCCUACAGUGGAAACCAGAGAUUCCCCGGCUUUCAGGACCUGAGGGAUAGUGUCCAAAGGCUGGGAGAGAGACCUGGAGCCUGGCCAAAUCUUCCAGUAGGAGAAUACCUGAGAGCCAAUGAGACGUUUUCCUCCUUCCUCCUGACCAACGGCAGCCUGUCGCCUGUGACUGUGAGCCAGUUGCUAAAGGCUCGUCUCAAUUUUCAGGUUCUUUUGGCUGGAGCUGAGGUGCAGCUGAAGGACUUGGUGUGUAAUGCGAGCAUGCUGGGACGUUUUUUGACCGUGGACGGAGGAGAAGCAGCCAUGAAUGAUCUUCAGACUCAGCUGUGUAACGUGUCAGCUGACGUCCUGCAGGAGGCUGAACGCCUUUUCCUCUCUCAGCUCGAUUUGGCCAAGUUGUUAACGAGAGAACGUCUGAUGGCUAACGCCGCUAACCUCAGGGACAUCAGUCUGGCUGUCAUGUCCAUUUCCCAGGAGCUGGCUGUCCUCAUCGAUGAUUUCUCCUCUCUCUCCAGCUUCACGGAUAUGAGUGCAGCUCUCAGUCUUCUAUCUCCACCUAAUCGCUCGGCAAUGCCAAGAGAGAGUUUUCGUGCUUUUUCAAGGAUCAUGUGCGGUCACCCAGAGAUUGGUGGUGAGCGCAUCCCUUCACUCAACUGGUAUGAGGACAAUGACAUCAAGUCCUUCUUAGGAAAAAACGGCACCGAAGACACAGACCUGAACCGUGACAACAACACAACUCCAUUCUGUAAAAGUUUGAUCCAAGGCCUGGAGUCCAAUCCUCUGUCUCGGAUUGUGUGGCGAGGAAUAAAACCUCUGUUUAUUGGGAAACUUCUGUACACACCAGACACUCCUGCAGUUCAGCAAGUCAUGAAAGAGGUGAACAAGCCUUUUGAGGACCUGCAGAUCCUCCAGGAGCUGAAUGAAGCCUGGAUGGAAGUGGGACCGCGAGUCAAGCAUUACAUGGAGAACAGUUUGGAGAUUCAGCUACUGCAGGAUUUGUUGAGGCGGCCAGAGGUGGCAGUCCUGGUCAACCUGCGACUAGAAAACACGUCCUGGACGGCCUCACGGAUCGCACGUUUCCUGUCCACGCCCUCGCCAGACACCCCAAAGAGGCCCGGGGCUCCUCCUAACUGGCUGGACAUCUACAACAACCUCGGCCACACCAUCUCCACCCUCGCACAAGUCUCUGAGUGUUUCUCUCUGAACAAGCUGGAGGGGUUGGAGACUGAAGGUCAGAUGGUUGACAGGGCGUUAGAGCUACUAGAGGACCGGCAGUUUUGGGCAGGUGUUGUUUUCCUGCUUCCUAACUCCUCAUCCCCUGACCUGCCGCCCCAUGUUAAAUACAAAAUCCGAAUGGACAUUGAUGAUGUGACCCGGACCAACAAGAUCAAGGACAGGUUUUGGGACCCUGGUCCAGCAGCCGACCCUUUUAAUGACAUGCGCUACAUUUGGGGCGGCUUUGUGUACGUCCAGGACCUGGUGGAGAGAGCGGUGAGCCGCAUCCUGACCGGAGUUCAACAAACAACUGGCAUCUACAUCCAGCAGAUGCCCUACCCCUGCUAUGUGGAUGAUGUUUUCCUUCGAGUGCUGAACCGCUCUCUGCCACUCUUCAUGACGCUGGCCUGGAUCUACUCGGUGGCGAUGAUCAUUAAAGGAGUAGUGUACGAGAAGGAGGCGAGGCUGAAGGAAACCAUGAGGAUUAUGGGUCUGGGAACGGUAACGCUGUGGCUCAGCUGGUUCAUCAGCAGCAUCGUUCCUUUCCUGGUCUCUGCUGGGCUCCUCAUCGCUAUGUUAAAGGUGGGGGACAUCCUGCCAUACAGCGACCCACUUGUUGUGUUUUUCUUCCUGACGGCAUUUGCCACCGCCACCAUCAUGCAGUGUUUCCUCAUCAGUACCUUCUUCUCUAAAGCCAAUCUGGCUGCUGCAUGUGGAGGGCUGAUCUACUUCGGGCUUUACUUGCCGUACGUACUGUGUGUAGCCUGGAGAGACCGCCUCAACACCACCUACAAAGUCAUCGCUAGUUUUCUGUCCCCUGUGGCCUUUGGCUUCGGCUGUGAGUAUUUCUCUCAGUAUGAAGAGCAAGGCGUAGGAAUCCAGUGGUACAACCUCCACUCCAGCCCUGUGCAUGGAGACUCGUACAGCUUCACUACCUCUAUAGUCAUGCUUUAUGUGGACGCCUUCAUCUACGCCAUUGCAGCCUGGUACAUUGAAGCAGUGUUUCCAGGUGAAUAUGGGAUCCCCAGGCCCUGGUACUUCAUCUUCCAGAUCAACUACUGGGGAGGAAUUCCUCUGGAGGCGGGCAUGCCGAUCCCCCCCGCACCUACAGAACAGGAUGAAGAUCACAUUGAACCAGAGCCCGAUAACCUGAACCUGGGUGUGAGCAUCAGAAACCUGGUUAAAAUCUACAAGAAGGGAGCCAAACUGGCCGUCAAUCACCUCAACCUGAAGUUCUACGAAGGGCAGAUCACAUCCUUCCUCGGCCACAACGGAGCCGGCAAAACCACCACCAUAUCGGUCCUGACUGGCCUCUUCCCACCUACCUCGGGCACAGUCUACAUCAAGGGAAUGGACAUCCGCCAUGACAUGGACAUCAUCCGGAGGACACUGGGAGUUUGCCCACAGCACAAUGUCCUGUUUGACAUACUAACAGUGGAGGAGCAUGUGUGGUUUUAUGGGUGUCUGAAGGGUUUAUCGGAAGCAGAGGUGAAAGCUGAGCUGGACACUCUGCUGGAAGAUGUCGGCCUGUUGCACAAACGGCAUGAACAGACCAAAAACCUCUCUGGUGGCAUGCAGAGGAAGCUGUCCGUGGCGAUCGCGUUUGUCGGAGGUUCAAAAGUGGUUGUUCUGGAUGAGCCCACAGCAGGGGUUGAUCCUUACUCCCGCAGAGGGAUCUGGGAUUUGCUGCUCAAAUAUAGAAAAGACCGGACCAUCAUCCUCUCCACUCACUACAUGGAUGAGGCAGAGCUGCUUGGUGAUCGGAUCGCCAUCAUCUCUCAGGGGAAGCUGUGCUGCUAUGGUUCACCACUCUUCCUGAAAUCCCGCCUUGGAUCUGGCUACUACCUCACUGUGGUAAAGAGGGAAGGACUGGACACCAGCACUCCCAGCAGUACCAGUAUCUGCACCAGUACCAGCAACAGCAACAGCACCAGCAAGUUGCCUCCUCUCAAGGACAGUGAAUCAUCCAUGAGUGAAGACACCGGCCUGGGAAGUGAGGACAGCAGCUCAUACCUGGCGGCGUUGCUCUCCCUGGCACAGCAACACGUCCCUGGUGCGAGGCUGUCGGAGGAGUCAGGGCGCGAGGCGGUGCUCAACCUGCCGCAGACUGCUGCCAAGGACAGCAGCCUGGCCGUCUUCCUGUCCGAACUGGACCAAAGGAUGACCGAGCUGGGCAUCAGCAGCUACGGACUGUCAGACAGCACUCUGGAGGAGAUCUUUUUACGAGUGGCUGAGGAAACCGGAGUGGAUGCUGAACCAGGGCUGCAGGCUGAGUCUCCCGACGGGCAGCAGCCGUCAGCCGGGCAAAGAGUGGAGAGACAAGAUGCUGAAGAACCAGAGACAGGAAGGAAAAGGCUUCGUAAGCAAGAACCUCAAGAGACGGACCUGCUGAGUGGGGAUGGCCGAGGUGGCAUCCCGCUGACAGGCUGGUGGCUGACCUGGCAGCAGCUCAGGGCUCUCUUCAUUAAACGCUGGCUUUACGCUCGAAGGAGCCGCAGGGGCUUCUUUGCUCAGGUUGUCCUGCCGGCUGUGUUUGUGCUGAUCGCUCUGCUCUUCAGCCUCAUCGUUCCUCCGUUUGGGAAGUAUCCCUCUCUGCAGCUGGAGCCCUGGAUGUACGGAGAACAGUUCACAUUCUUCAGCAAUGAUGCACCUGGGAAUCCAGCCAUGGAGAACCUGCUGGAAGCUCUGUUGGACCAGCCAGGUUUUGGUACCAAAUGCAUGGAGAAAGAGGACAACAGCACGAUUGAUGGGUGUGAAAACAAGCAGGGGGGGCUGUUCAUGCGACCACAGGUGUCUUAUUCUACCUGGCAGAUGUUCAGCAGAGGCAACUGGAGCAGAAACCUACCGUCUCCUGAUUGUCAGUGUAGCACAGAGGACGUCCGGAGGAUGCUCCCUGACUGCCCGCAGGGUGCCGGUGGUCUACCGCCUCCACAGAUAAAGAGGCUGACUGGAGAUGUCCUCCAAAAUCUGACUAGUUAUGACAUCUCUGAUUACCUUGUUAAAACCUACUCUCAGAUCCUCAAGAAAAGCAUAAAAACCAAGAAGUGGGUAAAUGAAUUCAGAUACGGAGGUUUCUCCCUGGGGGGCAGCGCCACUCAGACGUUAUCUCCGGUGCAUCAUGUCCAAGACUCCAUCAUGGCCAUCAGGACUCAAUAUCCAGUUCCGCAGAACAGUUCACUGGAUCAUCUGCUAAACAGACUGCCAGAUUUUCUGGGAGGAUUGAACAGUCAGAGCAAUGUGAAGGUGUGGUACAAUAACAAGGGAUGGCAUUCAAUGGUGUCAUUCGUCAACGUGAUGAACAAUGGCCUGCUGAGAGCAAGUCUGGUCCCCGGUCCAGAGAGGAGAAAACAUGGCAUCACUGCAUACAACCACCCACUCAACCUCACUAAGGAACAACUCACAGAAAUGGCUAUGAUGACCACAUCAGUGGAUGUACUGGUUUCCAUCUGCGUGAUCUUUGCCAUGUCCUUUGUGCCAGCCAGCUUCGUCCUUUUCCUGAUUGAAGAGCGAGUCAGCAAAGCCAAACACCUUCAGUUUGUCAGCGGAGUCAAACCAAUCCUUUACUGGCUGGCCAACUUCACCUGGGACAUGUUGAACUACACCGUCCCAGCCACCAUGGUGGUGCUGAUCUUCAUCUGCUUCCAACAGCAGUCGUACGUCUCAGAGACCAACCUUCCUGCUCUCAUCCUGCUCCUCCUGCUCUACGGGUGGUCCAUCACCCCUCUGAUGUACCCAGCAUCCUUUCUGUUCUCCGUGCCCAGCACAGCCUACGUGGUCCUGACCUCCAUCAACCUCUUCAUCGGAAUCAACGGCAGCAUCGCCACCUUUGUCCUGGAGCUGUUUGUUGACGAGCAUCUGAACGAGGUGAACAGGAUCCUGAAGAAGGUGUUUCUUAUCUUCCCUCAUUUCUGCCUGGGACGAGGACUCAUUGACAUGGCCAAAAACCAGGCCAUGGCCGACGCCUUCCAGAGACUGGGUACGAAGCAGACUCUGGACCCUCUUCAGUGGGACUUUGUAGGGAAGAACCUGUUUGCGAUGGCAGUUGAGGGUGUUAUCUUCUUCAUCUUCACCAUACUGCUGCAGUACAAGUUCUUCAUUCAGUUCAGGCCGUGGUGGACCGAGCCUGAGGUACCUCCUCUUGGUCCGGAGGAUGAAGACGUGGCCAGGGAGAGAGAGAGGGUGAUAAGUGGCAAAGCCCAGUCAGACAUCCUCACCAUGAAAGACCUGAGCAAGGUUUAUAAAGCAGGCAAGAUGCCAGCAGUCGAUCGCCUCUGCCUCGGGAUUCCUCGUGGAGAGUGUUUUGGCCUGCUGGGGGUGAACGGAGCAGGAAAGACCUCCACCUUUCGCAUGCUGACCGGAGACACAACCGUCACCUACGGAGAGGCUUUCCUGGAUCACCACAGUGUGAUAACAGAGAUGGAGCGAGUGCACCAGCUGAUGGGUUACUGUCCGCAGUUUGACGCCAUAAGCGACCUGCUGACGGGUCGGGAACACCUGGAGCUGUACGCCCGCCUGCGGGGAGUGUCAGAGGAGUCUGUCGCCAAGGUGGCGCAGUGGGGCGUGAAGAAGCUGGGACUGACCCAGUACUCUGAGCGGGAGGCGGGAGGAUACAGCGGAGGCAACAAGAGAAAACUCUCUACUGCCAUCUCCCUCAUCGGGGCUCCGCCUGUUAUAUUCCUGGAUGAGCCCACCACUGGCAUGGACCCAAAAGCCAAAAGGUUUCUGUGGAACUGCAUCCUCAGUGUCACCAAAGAGGGGAGGGCUGUAGUCCUCACCUCACACAGUAUGGAGGAAUGUGAGGCUCUCUGCACCAGAAUGGCCAUCAUGGUGAACGGCAGAUUCCAGUGUCUUGGAUCUGUACAACACUUGAAGAACAGGUUUGGUGAUGGCUACACCAUUGUUCUCCGUCUGCUGGACAAUAAAUACGACCCGGACUCCUGCCCCAUCAGCAGCUACAUGCAGAGCUCUUUUCCCAGCAUCGAGCUGAAGGAGCGCCACCAGAGUGUGCUGCAGUUCCAGCUGCCCUCACACGCCUGCUGCCUGGCUCGAGUCUUCGAGGUGCUGGCCAACAACCAUGAGGAGUUGGGCAUCAUCGACUUCUCUGUUUCACAGACCACUCUGGACCAGGUGUUUGUCAACUUUGCCAAAGAGCAGAAGGAUGACGACAUCCUCUCAGAUGUUGUCAUCAGCAACAGUACAGUACAGACCAAACAGACCACUCUACACAGGGUUAACCCUCCCACCAUCCAACCACUGCCGCCAUUCACUCCCCCUCAGCCGAGCAAGAGCCCGCAGCAGCCCGCAAAAUCGUCUGGCAGUAAACACAACGAGGGUAAAUCAAAAAAGCCCAAAUCUGGCAAGAUCAAAUCUAAAGAAGGCAAAGCUAAUGGGGAGAAAAGCAGCAACAUGGCAAUGACAAAAAUACCUCAGAAAGAGGAAAAGGCUCAGAGGACGAGCCGGAGGGCCAGCGGCGGAUCAGACAGCAGUGCUGGUGGAGUUCAGGGAGAAACUAGUAAAUCAAGCAAAGCAGAGAGCUCCAGUAAAAAUCCUUCUGCACUCUUUAUAGUCGACGGCAACACACAGGACAGCUCACUGUGAACUGGACUGCUGCAACACAAGAGGUUUUUAUCACUUGCUGUACGUUCAUCUGAAUGUCUUUCAAAGCAACAAGGCACAGGGUUAGACGUUGAAAGAAUUGACUUUGAAAGUUACUGCAGGGGUAAAUGUUUCUCCCCUGAAAAAAAAAGUUGAGUAAUUAAAAAAAAAUGGCUUUGGUGCCUUGUUCACCUUGUUAACAUAUCUGUAGCUUUUAUACCCUUUUUUGGGUUCCUAAAUCUUACACUGUAUCAAUGUCAUCAAUCCAAAGUUAUAGAAAAUAUUAUGCAAGGCUCAACAUAAAAACAAGGGGUGGCGUUCCUCAGGGCUCAAUCAUUAGACCUCUCACAAUCUCAUCUUUACUUUGCAAAAGCACUUUAAAACAAAAGAGAAUGCUGCAAAUGCUCAAACAAUACCUGAAGUACAUUUGUUACAUGAAAUUGUUAAGAUGAAUUUAUGUAUCAAAGCAUUUAAGGGGUUGUUUCAUAACAAUAUUCAGUAUAUCUGUAUAGAAUUGUUACUUUAGGUUCAUUGUGAAAUACCUCUUAAAUACUAAAUGAUGAACUUGACAAGUGUUUUUUUUUUUAUCAAAAAUGUAUUUAGUCUUUUAUCUUUCAAAAAUAUUCUGGGUUUUUUUUUUUGGUGGGGGGGUGCGGUUUUGAAACCGAGGGUAUUUCAUAUGACCUUAUUUAAUCAGUAAGGCAUGUUUGCAACAAUCCAAAUUAAUCAUAUUUCAAAUCAAAUAAAUCUGAGAUCUAUAAUACAAACAACUAAAAAUAGGGUUCAGUCAGACCCACAAACACCAAACAUAACAAGAUUACCUUUAAUAAAGCUGGGUUUCCCUUUAUUAUUUUUUAGUUUCUUUCCUUAAACUGUAUUUCUCUUUUUUCUAUCAAUUCUAUCUUUCUACCAUUCUGUCACAGCAGCUGACUGAAUGUCCAAAGCAGGUUCUUACUGCACUGUUACAUAUUCAAAAGAUUGUUACAGAAGUUACUAAAGGCAUGAAACAAAUAUAACUCUUACAAGAUAAUAUGUGUAAAAAGGUUAAUGUAUUGAGAAGACUGAAAUUGUGCAGAAACAUAAAGAUGGAGUAAAAUGGUUGUGUCAUUUUGGAAUGAACGUCUUCACUACUGAAUGUAAUGUUAAUGUAUUAUGCUUGAAAAGUUCUACUUGAACAUUAAUUUAUCUGUGCAUCUACUAUAAGAUGUGCAUUAUAUACUGGAGAUAUGCUAGUAUAGGAAAGGAGAAACGGGUAUAUGUCUGUCGUGAAUGUCUUGUCCUGAAGGAAAAUAAAACUAUAUGGUUUCCUGUAUACUUUUUAAACAU
Eleginops maclovinus (Patagonian blennie) is the source of this 8805-nucleotide messenger RNA. It is a transcript of the gene abca7, whose product is annotated as ATP-binding cassette, sub-family A (ABC1), member 7. Lineage: Eukaryota; Metazoa; Chordata; Actinopteri; Perciformes; Eleginopidae. The record is from RefSeq and is a predicted model, not a curated record. Bases 331 to 7482 code for a protein of 2383 amino acids. Gene Ontology annotation, biological process: transmembrane transport; phospholipid efflux; cholesterol efflux. The transcript is spliced from 51 exons. Gene Ontology annotation, molecular function: ATP binding; phosphatidylserine floppase activity; ABC-type transporter activity. Gene Ontology annotation, cellular component: intracellular membrane-bounded organelle; membrane.